CGGUGGCGGCAGAAAAAGAGGGGACACCUGUGUUCAAAUUCCCACGGUGGCGGGUUAAGGGGAAACCCAUCCCAGAAGUGGUGGAUGCCUACAAGGCGGUGGGUGCUGAGCUCAAUGUCAUGCCCUUCUGCUCACAGUUCAUCCCCAUGAACGUCAUCGACCACCCAAAGCAUGGCUCCAUCAUCUACCACCCCUCCAUCCUGCCCCUGCACAGAGGAGCCUCAGCAAUCAAUUGGACUCUGAUCCAUGGAGAUAAGAAAGCCGGCUUCACAGUGUUCUGGGCUGAUGAUGGACUGGAUACCGGACCCAUCCUGCUGCAGAGCGAGUGUGAUGUCGAGCCCAAUGACACUGUGGACACACUGUACAACCGCUUCCUCUUCCCCGGGGGCAUCAAGGCUAUGGUGGAGUCUGUGCAGCUCAUUGCUGAUGGAAAAGCCCCUCGGACUCCUCAGCCAGAGGAAGGAGCGAGCUAUGAAGGCAUUCAGAAGAAAUCCAACGCCAAGGUGAAUCUGGCACAGCCAGCCGAGGCGAUCCACAACUGGAUCCGUGGCCACGACAAAGUCCCCGGUGCUUGGACGGUCAUUGAUGGCCAGUCUGUGACCCUUUAUGGCUCCUCCAUGUUGGGGGGGUCUGUACCUGAGGGCCAGCCGCUGGACAUCGAGGGGGCUUCUCAGGCUGCUCGUGUCACCAAAAACGGGCUCGUCCUGUAUGGAACUGACGGCAAAGCUCUCCUAGUGAAGAACCUGCAGUUUGAAGAUGGGAAAAUGAUUCCUGCUUCCAAAUAUUUCUCUUCCGGAGAAAGCGCCAGUGUGGAGCUGACCGAUGACGAGAAGACAAUGGCAGAGGAGAUCAGGAACAUCUGGAAGGGCAUCCUCAGCAACGUGCCAGCCAUUGAGGACACCACAGACUUCUUCAAGUCCGGCGCCGCCUCCAUGGAUGUGGUCAGACUGGUUGAGGAGGUGAAGCAGAAGUGUGCUGGCGUGCAGCUACAGAACGAGGAUGUGUACAUGGCCACCACAUUCCAGGACUUCAUCCAGAUGUUUGUCCGCAAGCUGCGAGGAGAGGACCAGGAGGAGGAGCUCGUCGUUGAUUAUGCAACCAAAGACGUAAACAACAUGACAGUGAAAAUGCCAUAUCAGUGUUUCAUCAACGGCAAGUUUGAGGAUUCAGAAAAUGGAAAGACCUAUGAUAGCAUCAGCCCUACUGAUGGAUCCGUGAUCUGUAAGGUGUCCUAUGCCUCAGUGGGUGAUGUGGACAGAGCUGUGGCUGCUGCCAAAGAAGCUUACGAAAAUGGGCCCUGGGGCAAGAUGAACCCCAGAGACAGAGGAAGUCUUCUUUACAGGCUUGCUGACCUGAUGGAGGAACAUCAGGAGGAGCUGGCCACCAUCGAGUCCAUCGACUCAGGAGCCGUGUACACGUUGGCCCUCAAGACACAUGUCGGCAUGUCCAUCCAAACCUUCCGUUACUUUGCUGGCUGGUGUGACAAGAUCCAGGGUAAGACGAUUCCCAUCAACCAAGCCCGGCCCAACCGCAACCUGACCUUCACUAAGAAAGAGCCUCUGGGUGUGUGUGCCAUAGUCAUCCCGUGGAACUACCCUCUCAUGAUGCUGGCGUGGAAGAGUGCAGCUUGCCUGGCAGCUGGAAACACGCUGGUUCUCAAACCUGCACAGGUCACUCCACUGACGGCACUAAAGUUUGCUGAGCUUUCAGUGAAGGCAGGCAUCCCAAAAGGAGUCAUCAAUAUUUUACCAGGCUCUGGUGGCGUGGUUGGACAGCGUCUGUCCGAGCACCCAGACAUCCGCAAGCUGGGCUUCACCGGCUCUACGCCUAUCGGCAAACAGAUCAUGAAGAGCUGUGCAGUCAGUAAUCUGAAGAAAGUUUCUCUGGAGCUCGGGGGGAAGUCCCCCCUCCUCAUCUUCAGUGACUGCGACAUGGAUAAGGCUGUUCGCAUGGGCAUGAGCUCGGUGUUUUUCAACAAGGGCGAGAACUGCAUCGCUGCCGGCCGUCUCUUUGUGGAGGAGUCCAUACACGACGAGUUCAUUGACCGAGUGGUGGAGGAGAUCAAGAAGAUGAAGAUCGGAGACCCCCUGGAUCGCUCCACAGACCACGGCCCACAGAACCACAAAGCCCACUUGGACAAGCUGCUGGAGUACUGUGAGAUCGGGGUGAAGGAGGGAGCCACACUGGUGUACGGAGGCACACGGGUCGACAGGCCAGGUUUCUUCAUGGAGCCCACCGUGUUCACUGAUGUGGAGGACCACAUGUUCCUCGCCAAAGAAGAGUCCUUUGGUCCCGUCAUGGUGGUGUCCAAAUUUAAGGACGGAGAUGUGGACGGCGUGCUGCAGAGAGCCAAUGACACGGAGUACGGUCUGGCUUCAGGCGUGUUCACGCGCGACAUUAACAAGGCCAUGUAUGUGAGCGAGCGGCUGGAGGCUGGAACCGUGUUUGUGAACACCUACAACAAGACUGAUGUUGCCACACCUUUUGGGGGUUUCAAGCAGUCAGGCUUUGGCAAAGACCUCGGUGAGGAUGCUCUCAUGGAAUAUCUCAAGACCAAAGCAGUGACAGUGGAAUACUGAGGCUCACAAUCUCCCAAUGAACUCUGAACAAGAACAGGAACUCAGUGUGUGUGUGUGUGUGUGCAAAUGGUUCAGAGCAUGUGUACUGUAUGAGUGAUGGGGGAAAGCUUGGUUGACCUUGAGGUGGACAACAUGCCUUCUUUGUUUUGCAGCCAUGUUUCCACAGCUGGUCCCUGAGGAGCCGAGCUGCUCCUGGCUGUACUUUUAAAGAUGUAAAAAUAAUUAGCACAGCAAAAAAUCUAAACACUAUCAGUUAUCUUCACUGAUUCGUCCAAACGUCAUGCUGCCUUCUUCAUCCCUUUAAGACCUUUUUAAAAUGUUUUUUACCUUUCUCUGGUUUUUCAUUCUUGGAUCACCUGAUCUGUGUACUGCCAUCAGGGUGCCGUGUGUGCUGGAUGCCUUUCGGCUCACGUUUACUCACCCACGAAUACUGCAGCUUUGUGUAGGCUGCAAACAAAAUAGCAAUAUUAAACAUCCACACUGGUCCGAAAAAUGGGGAUGUUUGAGUCUAGAAAGCAGCAUUAAAAUAGCUUUACAAAUUUUCAGGAAGCUUCCUGAUCAGCGGUGCUCAGCACACAGUUCUGGAACAAGGCUAGGAAAACAGAAGACACGUAAACCGUGUGAGAAGCAGGAUAAACUGAGGCCAGCGGUCAGGACAUCGCUGUUUGGACAGACGUCGAUCUCUUUGGCUGUAAAUGUAAACCUUUCUGUGUUUCUGAUCAGACCCAGAGAUCUUUGAUGAAUGUUAACGAUGAAAACAAUGUAUAAACUGAUUUUAAGCUUUCAGAUUUUAGUUAGAACAAACUACAUAAGAGCUCAGAGACUGGAGUGUGUAAUCCAGAGCAGUUAAGUCACGUUUUAAGUUCCUUUCAGCUUUUCCUCGUGUUUCGGGUCAUUUUCUUUGGUUCGCUGCGUCACAUCAAACAAUCCUGAUUUCCUGAAAUGGUUGCUUAGCAGCUGAAUUUAAAAUGUCAAAGAAUCAAUGUGAGAUAUUUCUAAGCUGUGAUGAACCGCCUCGAGCUGGGUGCUGCAUUAGAACUGAGCUAAGCCAGUAUUUAACGUCAGUGUUAGUUUAGCUGUUUACAUCACGCCCGUUCAGACAUCCUGACACAUCCACUCGGUGUCCAAACGUCACUUUCUGUGUAAAUACUUUUUUAAACAGGUUAAAAAGACUCUUUGAUACAUUUUGACCUUGUAUUUGUGAACUGCAGCAGGACUAUGUAGUGUUCUCUAUUCAUUAAAGUACACCAGCCAGAUGUUUUAUACAUCGAUCAUGUGACAAAGUCGUAAACUUAAUUUUCUAAUUAUGCCACAUUGUCAGUGAAGGCAGCGCGGGCUACGAUGCAAAUGUUUCUCAGUCUUUAUGAGAGCGAUCGUGUCAAUAAACAGUAAGGCUCCAGAAAGCUUGGUGUCCAUUUGACUUUGUAAUGCUGACGUUGAUUAAAGGCGCUGCGCAGCAA
Molecule: messenger RNA, 4039 nt
Organism: Maylandia zebra (zebra mbuna)
Lineage: Eukaryota; Metazoa; Chordata; Actinopteri; Cichliformes; Cichlidae
Source: RefSeq, a predicted model, not a curated record